CCGCCCUCCGCGACCGCAUCACACUGGGCGGGAGCGCGGAUCCCUGCGCGGGGUUGCUAAGGGUGAAAGUUUGCCGUGAGUUGGCUCACUUGAGGCUAGGGUGCGGGCGGCUCUGGGCCGGCGGGCGGUGACAGGAGGGGCGACAGACGAGGAGAGGCGGCAACACCGGCACCCGCACCCCACCCCGGGCGUUCCGCACUACCGCCGGCCCUACCGCAGACCCCGGUCCCGCCCCGCGGAGGAGCCGUACCGCCGGGGAGAAGUCGAGGGAGGGGACGGGACGGGGCAGAGACCCGCACACACCGCCCGGGCUCCACCGCCAGCUCCCACGGCCUCGACAGCCGCCGGCCCUGGAGCCGAGGACGAAGUCUGUUUGGAGCCACAUCUUGUCUAUGUGUGUGUCACUUUGUCUCUUUUAAUACACUGCCCUGAAUUGCUUGCUGCGAAGGGAGUAUGCAUCUGGAGAUCAAAGUUGCUCUUAACUUCAUCAUCUCAUACCUGUACAACAAGCUUCCUCGGAGGCGGGCAGACCUGUUUGGUGAGGAGCUAGAGCGCCUGCUGAAGAAGAAAUAUGAGGGUCACUGGUACCCAGAGAAGCCUCUGAAGGGAUCUGGCUAUCGCUGCAUUCACAUCGGGGAGACGGUAGAUCCAGUGGUGGAGCUGGCAGCCAAGCGGAGCGGGCUGGCUGUGGAGGAUGUACGUGCCAAUGUGCCAGAAGAGCUGAGCGUCUGGAUCGAUCCUUUUGAAGUUUCCUACCAGAUAGGUGAGAAGGGCUCUGUUAAGGUCCUUUACCUGGAUGACAGUGAGGGCUGCAGCGCCAUGGAGCUGGACAAGGAAAUCAAGAGCAGCUUCAACCCUGACGCCCAGGUAUUUGUCCCCAUCGGCAGCCAGGAUAACUCUCUGUCCAACUCUCCAUCCCCCUCCUUCGGCCAGUCGCCCAGCCCCACCUUCAUCCCUCGCUCUGCCCAGCCCAUCACUUUCACCACUGCCACCUUUGCUGCCACAAAGUUCGGCUCCACCAAGAUGAAGAAGGGUGGAGGAGCCGGAGGAGGGGGUGGCGGAGCAGGCGCUGGGCAGCAGCCAAGGAUGGUCAGGUCUCCCACCACCAACCUGCUGAAGCACAAGGGUCUCUCCCUGUCUAUGCACUCUCUGAACUUCAUCGGCAGCACCGGGAGCCAAGCCCCACAGUCGCAGCUCUCCCCCAACGCCAAGGAGUUCGUGUACAGCGGCGGGUCACCGGCAGCCAGCAGCCUCUUCUUCGAUGGUGUUGCCAGCGAGAGCCAGGCCAGCAGCAUCCCGCCGGCAUCGCAGUUCAACACUGGCACGGGUGGUACCUUUGAUAUGGCUCAGGUCUUCGGUGGCAGCACCAACAGCCUCUUCUUGGAGAAGUCUCCCUUCGUGGAAGGACUCAGCUACAACCUGAAUGCCAUGCAGUAUCCCAGCCAGUCAUUCCAGCCUGUCGUCUUGGCCAACUGAACACAAGGAAAGAGAGUAUCUUGGGGCAGGGAGGGAGGGGGGAGAAACGAGAACAAAACAAACAAGAGGGAGAGAAAAAGAAAAUUAGAAAUACACAGAAAAUAUUCAAAUCUUAUAAAUAUAGCUUCUUGGGAAAAGAAAGAGCCCAGUGUUGUUGCGCUGUGCUGGCAACGCUCCUGAAGCACUGACUUGUUUUUUAACUCAGUCCCUAUGCUUUUUUCCUACUCACUUUUUUACUCUUUAAAUGAGCCUUGGGAUUUUUUUUGGUUCAUGUUUCCCCUUCCCCCAGCCCAGGACCGGUGCAACCAUAGGUCAUGAUACUGCUGAUUCCCUGCACCAUCCCCCAGCGCUGGACACAGGGUCCUUCCACCUGGGUGUAGGGAUGUCUUCCUUGUACCACCUCGCUGGAGGCUGGAGGAGGGAUGAGGAGAGGAUGAGUCAGUGGAGAUACACACGCUCCUGUUGCGUGCUAGCCAGAAAUGGGUGGGUGAGCUUGCUUGUUCUGUUACGGGUCUGCGUGUAGACUGGAGAGGAUCUACUGUGCCCAUGGGCGUAGACCACUGUGCUGUUUGUUGCUCAGCCCAGGCUGGCAUCAGCUGCUCUGUGUGCUGCGAAGCACUUACUACUCUCCUUGACCACCUCCCAGCACGUAGCAGGGAGGGCAGAGCAGAGCGUUACUGUGAAAUGGCUUCUUCCUGCUCCCUUCCUCACCUGCCCUUCCAGCUGUGGCUGCAGGAGGAUAGCCUUGAACUGAGUGGCUGUUAUUGUCCCCUUCUGAGUGAGGGGGCCUUGCUGUGCCCCCUCAGGGCUUGCCAGGCAGUCUGGGCUGGGUCUGAGUUCUCAUUCCCUGCUGUGAAUUCAUCAUCUUGUCUCAAAGAGGGGAUUCCUUCCUUUUUCUUUAGCAAGGCAGCACAACUUCAGAGGAAGAAGAAGGGCUGUGUUGUCAAAGCUGCUCUCUUGAGUGGUAGCAUAAGGGUUUAUGCUUUCAGUGAGAUACCCACCUGACUAAAUCCCCUCCCCUCCUCUGGAGAAGUGGGAAGAGGCAGCUGAUCCAGCAUAGAGGGGAAGCACCUAGCCCAAACUCACCAUUGCAGCCAGAUCACAUCAGUGCAGAUGGCAGUGGACUUAGAGCAGAGCCAGGUGCUUCAAAGGUGAGCAGUCAUCCUGCUAGGUCAGUGUACGGUGCCUCCCUGCCACAGGGCCAGGAUCCAGGAAUGCUCCUGCAGCUUUCCCCAGGGUGAUGUGCUGCAGCUGAGCCACAGUGGCUUUACAGCUAGGUUGUGUCUGUGUCAGGGACUAAGAAAGCCACCUUCACAGGGAGCUGAAGGAGGGAGGGCUGCUGCUUUCACCGCAGGGUGGAGGCUCUCUAGGUGGGAAGAAGGCCGCCUUGGAGGCUGUUGUGUUAGUAUGGAAGUGUGCAGAGAGAUGGAGAUGAUGAGACUCCAGUUUUUGAAGUUCUCACUUUAAAAGAAAAAUAAGCUGCUUUGUUUUUUUGUUGCUGCCUCCCAAACUUGAGGUUUGGUUUUCUUUCGGUGAUGUCUCUGGAGCACACACUGAAGCCCACUUCUGUAUUUGUCAAACCUGUGUGCUCUUUCAAGACAUCCCUGUUUCAGGGGAGGUGGGCUUGAACCCGGGCUUCUGCUCCUUCCCCUCAAGCUGAGACAAAGGCGCUUCAGCCCUCUUGUAGUUAACGCUGCCAGUGAGCCCCAGGGAGGCCUCCACUGCCCAGAGCUCUGCAGGGACAGUUCCCAGCACCCUGCCCCUCACUGGGUACUGGGGGCUGCACGGUCCCUGCCUCUCUUCCCGAGCAGACUACUUGCCAUGGAGCUAUGACCAACACGUAGGUGGGCAGGGAGCGUGGCUUCCCAAAACCAGCCUCUGCGGGCUUCCACAUCAGGCCACUUUGCUGAGGAAUGGCCGAGCAGUUGGGUUUCCCUUUUGUUUCCUUGUGUUUUUUGACCCCCCCCGCACUGAUGGACAUCACCACUGCUACUGCAUCCUCCUCCCGCUGUCCCCGCAUCCGGACAGCGCGCUCUCCUCCAGCAGAGGAGGAGAAAGGAGGAAGGAAAGGUUGGGAUAACCCCCCCGCCCCAGCUCUGUCCACCUGCUUAUGUGUGUGAAGCUUUGAUGCUGCUUUGCCCUGCCACACGUAUUCUACCUGCUUGAAAACACAGUGGUGUGAGUGAGGGGAAGGAGGGAGGAAGAAGAGGAGGGACCAACCUCUUUGUAUCUUAAAAGGAGAAAGUGCUUCAGAAGUGUUCCUCCAGCGUCAGGCAGCGAUGGAAACUUAACGGCCUUUGCGGGUCUUUUCUAGUCUUGGAUGUAGGCGUUCAGCUUCAAGUUUAUUUUUUAAAAACCUGCACUAAUUUCCCUGGUUUCUUAGGAAGAGAAGAGAGGAAACAAAAAUUCUUUUUUU
Molecule: messenger RNA, 3892 nt
Organism: Neopsephotus bourkii (Bourke's parrot)
Lineage: Eukaryota; Metazoa; Chordata; Aves; Psittaciformes; Psittacidae
Gene: TOB2
Product: transducer of ERBB2, 2
Exons: 2
Coding region: 454-1476 (340 amino acids)
Biological process (GO): regulation of gene expression
Cellular component (GO): cytoplasm; nucleus
Molecular function (GO): transcription corepressor activity
Source: RefSeq, a predicted model, not a curated record